This is a messenger RNA of Dentiscutata erythropus, 312 nucleotides long. The record is from the annotation of a GenBank genome assembly. Lineage: Eukaryota; Fungi; Glomeromycota; Glomeromycetes; Diversisporales; Gigasporaceae.
AUGACAAUUCCAACGACAAUACCAAAAGUAAUGACUCCAACAACAGUUUUAACAAAAAAGCACGAAACACCAAAAGCUAUGAUAAUUCUAAAGACUGAAAUCAUAACAACUCAAAAGAUCAGCAAAAGACAAAAUAGAAAAGUUAGUAAAAAACAAAAAAAGAAACAAAGCCUAAAAAAAGUUACCAAAAAUAACAACUCUAAUGACAACACCAAAAGUGAUAACUCCAAUGACAAUUUUAACAACAAAAGUUCCAAAAGCUAUGACAGCUCCAAAGACAAUGAAGAAGCACUGGAAAAGAAAGAAUACUGA